Messenger RNA from Ostertagia ostertagi, 1119 nucleotides. NCBI's taxonomy places the organism in Eukaryota, Metazoa, Nematoda, Chromadorea, Rhabditida, Trichostrongylidae. The record is from the annotation of a GenBank genome assembly.
AUGAUCCUCGUCGGUUUUGCUGCUUUUGUGAUGGAAAACGUGCCAUCGGUGACGAUGUGCCUCGACCAGUGCACCAACCCCCCACCUGAGACUGGAGACAAUUUCGAAUGCAAGUCAGUGAUGUACUACUACAAUGACAGAGAGAGCUCGACCUCUUCAUCAUCCAGAAGGGACAGUUGCCAAGUGAGUCCUCCUCCACAUUUCUUUUUGCUGUUAUUCGCUCCUAGAGUACAUCCAAAAGUUACAACUACAAUUUUGUCUGCUGCAGAGAAUCAAGCUAAUACCUUGGUUCAUUUGACAUACUAUCGCAUAGCUCACCGUCACCUGAAGCCUGAAAAGUGCCCUGCAGGAACUCAUCUCAAGGCCGUACGUAACCGUCAACGCUCGCUCCUGCCAGAAGGCGAAGGAGAUCUGCAUGUUCUGAAGGCUGCCGCUAAGGGUGUCAAGGAGUGCAUGAAGAAGUGCUUCGGAACCAGUCCAGAUAAAUGCCGCUCCUUCAACUAUGAUAAGCAGGCUGGUACCUGCAAUCUUCUGUACUUGGACAGCAUGGCCACCCUCCGACCACAAAUCCGUCAAGGCACUGACCUCUACGACUUGCGCUGUCUGGCAGACAUGCCUCUAGUGGAAGGAGACUGCUCGAUCAACAAGGACGAUGCGCUGUUCUCACGCUACUUGCACACCAAGCAACGUGGUAUCGCCAGCAAAACGUACAAGGUCGUGUCGCUCAACUCCUGUCUCGAAGUCUGUGCCGGAAAUCCCACUUGCGCUGGAGUAAACUACAAUCGCCGUGUCGGUCAGUGCGACAUCUUUGACGCCAUCGACGGCGAGGCAGAUGUCAACGAACAUGUCGACUUCUACAAGAAUCUCUGUGUCAUCAAGGAAACCGACAGCGGAGUAUCAGCUGCCGCUAAUGUACCACCGCAGACUCAUCGUAUGUCCGGCACCGUAACCAACAAGAAGAAGGACUCGCGUGGAGAGCUGCUUGCAACGAAAAAGGUGAAACCAUCAAUUCGUGAGCACGAACAACAUCGGCGCAAGCCCGAAGCCACUCUCCCUAUUGGACCACCAGUCUCCAUUCCACCUAAUGCAAUCCACACAAUUUGCAACUACGAAGGCAUU